This is a messenger RNA of Aspergillus brunneoviolaceus CBS 621.78, 957 nucleotides long. RefSeq lists its product as uncharacterized. NCBI's taxonomy places the organism in Eukaryota, Fungi, Ascomycota, Eurotiomycetes, Eurotiales, Aspergillaceae. The transcript has a single exon. The record is from RefSeq and is a predicted model, not a curated record. Bases 1 to 957 code for a protein of 318 amino acids.
AUGGCUGCUGUCGAUGAGAUGGACUAUGACCUACAGGAUAGCAUGGACAGCACGGUGGCUUAUGCAGUGCAGUUGGCCAUGAAGGACAAGGAGGAGCGACUGGUAGAUCAGGCUCUCGACCGGAUACGACACGCGCAGGUUCAGGGCCAGAAGAACGUGCGUUUAUCGAAACGGGAGCUAGAGGCGAUCGAACGCAUGCGGACCGGGUCGAGAAGCGGAACCGAGCAAGAUACCCGUGCCAACGCUUGGAAAGGGACGUUGUUUGACAAUCGAUACCUGAAGCCUCCUGAAAGUUCCAGCCAGCGAGUUGCAGGGGAAGCACCUCGUGGUGGUUCCUAUGUGUCAUCCUCCCCGAGAAAGCACAGCGUGCCGUCUCCCCUUGCAGAAAACAACAGUGCUUAUGCCUUUUGGGCGCGCACUUCGGGUGCUUCUCACAACCCCGAAGCCUCACCCCGAUCGCCAUCUUCUCGCUCUCAGUCUAGUCACACGCCCCCUCGAUCUCCACUUCGGCCAGCUUACUUAUUGGAGCGUUUACCAGCAGUACCUCUUGUUCGCAAUCCUGGCUCCAUGCGGAGGCCGGCCUUCACGCGUACUCUCCACGACGAUACCCAAUGGGUAUCCUCCCAUCGGCCCCUUCAUCCUAUAGAAUCUCCGUCGUACCCGCUAGAUCCUCGACGCGACUCGGUCAGCCAUUCAGGAAAGACAUCAAUAUCUAGCUAUCGGAAUAUUUUUGAAGAUCGUCCUAACAGCGCACGGAGUGCGACUAUGAAUCAAGGGUGGCCGGGGAGAAUGACGGAGCAAUACCCCCGAGAGGAUGGAGCAAAUCGAAGCAGUGGGUUGGAGGACAGUAGCGAUGAAGUGCACAUAGUAGACGUGUUGGAGCGGCGAGUGCCGCUUGGCAUGCCAACGCGGGUGCCAGUUGGGAGAGGAAGUUAUCAUCGCGGCAGUCGUCCCUAA